CCCAGGCCAACCGUGUCGUUCAAGGGGAGCGCUCUGCUCGACUUCGACUCCUCCACUGCUCCGGCUCUGCUCUGCCAGUCCUCGCGUAGCGGUGUAUAGGCUGAGAGGCAAGGCGAGAUGAGGAGCGGGCGGCGGAUGGCGGCGGCGCUGGUGGCGGUGGUGUGGUCGUCGUGGGCGCUGGCGCUGGCGGCGGCGGCGCAGAGCUACAAUGCCGUCUUCAACUUCGGCGACUCCAUCACCGACACCGGGAACCUCUGCACCAACGGGAGGCCGUCGUCGAUCACCUUCACCCAGCCGCCCUACGGCGAGACCUACUUCGGCACGCCGACGUGCCGCUGCUGCGACGGCCGCGUCAUCCCGGACUUCCUCAGCUCCAAGUUCGGGCUGCCGUUCCUCCCGCCGUCCAAGUCGACGACGGCCGACUUCAAGAAAGGCGCCAACAUGGCCAUCACCGGCGCCACCGCCAUGGACGCGCCCUUCUUCCGCUCGCUCGGCCUCUCCGACAAGAUCUGGAACAACGGGCCCAUCAGCUUCCAGCUGCAGUGGUUCCAGCAAAUCUCCUCCGCCGUCUGCGGCAACGACUGCAAGAGCUACCUGGGCAACUCCCUGUUCGUGUUCGGCGAGUUCGGGGGCAACGACUACAACGCGAUGCUGUUCGGCAACUACAACGCGGACCAGGCGAGCACGUACACGCCGCAGAUCGUGAGCACCAUCGCCAACGGGGUCGAGAAGCUGAUCGCGAUGGGCGCCACGGACAUCGUGGUGCCCGGGGUGCUCCCCAUCGGCUGCUUCCCCAUCUACCUCACCAUCUACGGCACCUCCAACAGCGGCGACUACGACAGCCUCGGGUGCCUCAAGAAGUUCAACGACCUGUCCACCAACCACAACAACCAGCUCCAGACGCAGAUCUCCAGCCUCCAGGCCAAGUACAAGUCCGCCCGCAUCAUGUACGCCGACUUCUACUCCGCCGUCUACGACAUGGUCAAGAACCCCGGCAGCUACGGGUUCAGCACGGUGUUCCAGACGUGCUGCGGGGCGGGAGGCGGCAAGUACAACUACCAGAACAGCGCGCGGUGCGGCAUGUCGGGCGCCUCGGCGUGCUCCAACCCGGCGGCGCACCUCAGCUGGGACGGCAUCCACCUCACCGAGGCCGCGUACAAGCAGAUCACCGACGGCUGGCUCAACGGGCCCUACUGCCGCCCGGCGAUCCUCCACAGCUAAGCUAAGCCCAUCGUCAGGGACUCAGGGGCAGCAGAGCGAGCGGGGACCGAUUAAUUAAUUACUAUUUUUUAUUUGUUGUUGUUGUUAUUAUAUCUUCUGUGUUUAUGUUGCCGGGAAAAAAGUGUCUCGGCAACUGCAUGCAUCUGUUUUUCUUGUUCUUCCCUGUUGUAACUUAUAUAUAUUAUAUUAUGUAUACUGGUCUUCAUUUACAAAUCAAAUGGUAUAUAUUUUCAUGGAACU
This is a messenger RNA of Sorghum bicolor (sorghum), 1461 nucleotides long. Its product is annotated as GDSL esterase/lipase At5g45910. Gene Ontology annotation, molecular function: hydrolase activity, acting on ester bonds. The transcript has 4 exons. The record is from RefSeq and is a predicted model, not a curated record. The coding region runs from base 118 to 1221 and encodes 367 amino acids. Lineage: Eukaryota; Viridiplantae; Streptophyta; Magnoliopsida; Poales; Poaceae.